UCCGGGGCCUAAUAGAAAAUUACGGCUUCCUUUUCACCUGCUGAGGAAUCUGGUUUUGCGAGACUGGGGCACAGUCAAAUGGCUCUCAAUUCCAAGUUCAUGCAGCUCUUAGGUUACGAUGUGUUGCUGGGCUCGAUUGCUGUUUUUUAUGUGUUUAUGGCACCUUACACGAAGGUUGAAGAAAGCUUCAAUGUUCAGGCAAUGCACGACAUUUUGUAUUGGGGGCGCCACAUAGAGAAGUAUGAUCACCUGGAUUUUCCUGGAGUAGUUCCUCGGACAUUUAUUGGGGCGCUGAUUGUUUCAGCAUUAGCUUCUCCAUUCGUGCUUAUGGCAAGUUUACUGCAGUUGCCGAAGAUAUAUAGUCUUUAUGCAGUUCGUUUGAUGUUAGGUUGUAUCAUCUUGUCCACACUGCGAUUCUUCCGGAUUCAGAUCAGGAAGAACUUUGGAUCUCAAGUUGAAGCAUUUUUUGUAAUAUUGACUGCCAUUCAGUUUCACAUGUUGUUCUACUGCACGCGCCCCCUUCCUAACAUAUUGGCAUUUGGUCUUGUAAACAUGGCCUAUGGGUAUUGGUUUAAGCGAAGUUUAUAUGCAGCAUUAAAUUCUUUGGUUUUGGCCACCACUAUCUUCAGAUGUGACAUCUUGUUACUCGCUGCGCCUCUGGGCCUAGAGCUAUUGCUGUCUAGAUCAAUUUCUUUGCCGAAAGCUGUAUUAUCUUGCGGGAUAGCUGCUUUGUUUAGCAUAGGUCUUACAGUGCUCGUAGAUUCAAUCCCAUGGAGGAGAUUGUUAUGGCCUGAGUUUGAGGUUUUUUGGUUCAACUCGGUUUUGAACAAGAGUUCUGAAUGGGGUACCCAUGCUUUUCACUGGUACUUCACAUCAGCACUUCCCCGUUCAUUGCUGGCAGCAUAUCCGCUGUUUGCGCUUGGUGUUUUCCUUGAUAGAAGGGUUCUGCUCUAUAUCAUUCCUGUUUUCUCAUUUGUUUUGCUUUAUUCUAAACUUCCACACAAGGAACUCCGUUUCAUUAUUAGUUCUCUUCCUAUGUUUAACUUCUCAGCUGCUGUUGCUGCUAGCAGAAUCUACAACAAUAGGAAGAAGGGUUUAUGGAAAUAUGUUUAUGUUGCCAUGUUGGGGUUGUUCUUGAUCAGGGGAUCAUUUAGAAAAUAUAAAAAAAAAAUGCAAAUGGACGGGAUCUUAAUAAUGUGUUUUACAGGACAAUUAAACAAUUCAAAAGAAGUAUGGGUUCAUGUUGACACCUUCUCAGCCAUUAAUGGGAUCUCACGCUUCUGUGAAAAUGAUGAGCCUUGGCGGUACUCAAAAGAAGAAGGGAUACCACUGCAAGAGUUUCAGAAUAGAAAUUUUACGUACCUUUUGAGUGAGCAUGAUCUAAUCACUGGUUACAAGUGUUUAUUUAGCGUCAAGGGAUUUUCUGGUCUUCGUUUUAGUGCGGGAUAUCUUCCAGUAUCACUGGAAAAGCUAGGUGAAGGUGCUUCCAGGUCUGAGGAUACUGUGAAAAUAAUAUCCAAAUUUUAUCUGCACCCUAGAAAUUUUUUCACACAAUCACACAGCGCCAUGCUUCUCCAACCCACCAUCCCAAAACCUCUUUCAAAUUAUCCCAAACAGAAUCACUGCAAUGUUUACGCUUCAAAUGCGAUGUCAUUCUCAUCCGGGCUCCUUCAAAAUCCGACCUUUUUUCUGAAAAAAUCCAUCUUAUACACCGGCUAUAAAACCCAUGAGGAAAACGCAGUAUUUGUUACUUGUUCAUCGACACCGCGGGUUAACAGCCACGGAACAGUUGACUACGAGAAGAGGGCCUUGCCGAGUUGGGCGGGCAUUUACAAUGAAGUAUAUAUGCUGAACUACCCGGAUUCUGGGGCUGCUGCAGUGUUAAGUCGGAUUGAAAAUGAGGGGAGGAAAAUAAAAAAAAGGGAGCUUUCCAAAGUUGUGAAGGAGCUCAGAAAGUUAAAGCGGUUCAAACACGCGCUUGAGAUAUAUGAAUGGAUGAAUAACAUGCCAGAGAGGUUCACACCAACCUCCGGCGACGCUGCCAUCCAGCUCGACCUCAUUGCGAAAUUGCACGGCAUUUCGAGCGCCGAACAGUAUUUCAAAACUAUUCCAGACGCCUCAAUAGACAAUAGAAUAUACGGCUCUCUUCUAAACGCGUUUGUCCGCUCAAAGAUGAGGGAAAAAGCCGAGUCCCUAAUGGACGAAAUGAGAAACAGAAACUACACCAACACCAUCCUCCCUUUCAAUGUGAUGAUGACCCUCUACCUGAAACUCAAAGACCACGAGAAAGUGGAGUUGUUGAUAUCAGAAGUAAAGGAGAAAGGGAUAUCACCUGAUAUCUGUACCUACAAUAUAUGGCUCUCUUCCUGUGGGUCCCAAGGCUCCCUGGAUAAAAUGGAGCAAGUUUUUCAGCAGAUGGAGCUCGACAAUUCCAUAGAUCCAAACUGGACAACUUUCAGCACGAUGGCCACGAUAUAUAUUAAAUCGGGUCUCCUGGAGAAAGCCGAGGAAUGUCUAAGGGAACUCGAGAAUGGGGUUAUGGACUGGAACCGUAGGCCUUACCACUCUCUCAUUACCCUAUAUGGCACUAUGGGCAGGAAGGAGGAGGUCUAUCGAAUAUGGAACAUUUACAAGGCCUUGUUUGCAAAUAUCCCUAACUAUGGGUAUCAAGCGGUGAUUUAUGCCCUUAUCCAAUCGGAUGACAUCGAGGGUGCUGAGGAGAUGUAUGAUGAGUGGCUUUCGGUAAAAUCGGCUUUUGACCCGCGGAUAGGUAAUCUGCUCUUGGGCGCUUAUUUGAAAGACGGGCUUUCCCAAAAGGCGGAGACUUUGUUCGACCAGAUGAGCGAGAUGGGAGGGAAACCCAGCCCGUUUACAUGGGAGAUACUCUCGGAGGACCACAUUGCAAAUAUGAGGAUCACGGAGGCCCUUUCUUGCCUGAAAAAUGCGGCCUCGGCCGAGUGGUCAGUAAGCUGGAAGCCGAAGCAUCAGAAUGUGUCCAAAAUUCUGGAGAUUGUGGAGAAAGGUGAUGACGUGGCGGCUAAGGAGUCGGUGUUGGAGAUGUUGAGGCAGGUGGGGUGUCUCGAUGACGCAAUUUACAUGUCGAAUAUACAUUUGUUGGGUGGUGACGAGUUUGGUGGGGGUGAGGAUGGGGAUUUUGUGCUUCUCGAUCAACUGCAGGAGAGCUUGACAAAGGAGGGGAUGGGCGAGAGCUGCAAGUCAAGAUGGCGAGCAAGUCGAAUUACAACUUGUUUGCCCAGAAUUGGUACCACCAGGGAUUUCGAGGAUUUUUCGUCGACCAUGUUCCUCGACAGUCCCACGAGAAGACUUACGAGCGAGUCUGUGAGGAGGCAGCCAUGUAGAUCGUUACACACGAGCGAGCCAAUGUACAAGGAUCGGAAAAAGAAUGUGACAGAGAAGAGCAGACCGAGGGAAGAGACCUCAGAAUGA
This is a messenger RNA of Striga asiatica, 3447 nucleotides long. The record is from the annotation of a GenBank genome assembly. Lineage: Eukaryota; Viridiplantae; Streptophyta; Magnoliopsida; Lamiales; Orobanchaceae.